AUGGCGAGUAAAUUAGCAAAACUCGAGCAAGAAACGAUAACAAACUCCCUGGAGAUCGUGCACCACAAGGUGCGGCUGCUGAUGGAAGUAUGGAAAAUGUUUUUCGACGAAAUCUGCUACCUCGACUACCUGACGUCGUUGCCGUCCAGCAUCGAGCAGUUUCUCGGCGAAAUUUACUGCCUCACCAUGAGUUUCUGCGUGCGAAAGACGCAGCGCAUCCGCGGGCUGCAGACGGAAUUGUUUGAGCUGCGCCGCGUUCUGGGUGUGAGCAGCGAUGAACCCGAGGACGAGUGGGAACGGGGUGACAUAUCCCUUGAUCGUAAACUGUCCCUGCUGCAACAACGCGUAAACUUGUUGCGUCAGCAAAACCAAGAACGCGUGCGGCUGAUGGAAGAGUACAUGAUCGAGGAGACGAUGCUCCUUUGCGACCUCGGCGAGGCGGCUCCAGUACACGAACCAUUAUGCCCAAAUCCAGAAACUGGGAAACUCCCAGACGCACAGAGGAUGGCCCAGUUCGGUGAUUACCUCAGCCGCCUGCGUGCAGAGAAGGUGAAGCGGAUUGCCACGCGCGAGAAGCUUCAGUCCGACAUACGCAGAAAGGCACAGAUGCUAGACUGGGUGCCUCGCAAGGAUCGCCAUCGGCAGAUAAUUAAUCAAAAGACACUGCUUCCUUCGUUGGACAACUUGCACGAGCUGCAGCAUCUAGAUUUCGUGUUGUCGGGUCUGUUGGAGCGCAAGCGUCAACAGGAACAGCAGGGACAGAAACCAUCGCAGCCGCCACAAAAAGAGCAGCAAAAGAGUCAGGAAAAGCAGCAGCAGCAACAGAACCAGAACCAGCCAGAGCAACACCAAGAUGAGCAACCGGAUCAGAAUAAGCAACAACAGCAAAAGCAUCAGCAGCAACCGCCGAAACAGAAACAGCAACCGCCAGCACAAUCAACAAAGAUGAUACCGAUCAGCCAGACUCCUCCUCCACCACCUCCACCGCCUUCACCAGCAUCGGAAAUGGACGCAGCUAAUGCAGGCGGAGGUGCCGGGAGUAUUUUCGAGCGGACGAUCGAGGUGUACAAGCUUGUAGAUGCGGAAACCGGUCACCCGGUGGUGCGCGAGCGGAUCAUCAAGGAGAUGUUUCAGCGCGUCCGAGCCAGCAUCAACGUGUGGUGGGAGCGUUGUCUGAUCUCGCCGAGCGAACGGCAACAAUGCACGGUUCUGUACACGAACCAGCUCGAUGAGGACGCGUUCGUGGCGCAUAUCGAGCAGCAGAAGUUGCUGAAGAGUUAUUACCGCGAGAACGAGCCCAUCUUCGUGCUCAUAUUUCAGUGGUCCGAGCUGUGGAACAAGUAUCUGCAGCACGAGCGCUCCGCCAUCUCAGAGCCGGACACAGAAGCUAACAAGAAGCCAUCCGCGGUAACGGCCACCACUGAGCCGCCAAGGCAGCGCGAGGUAAGCAAAGAAUUGGAGGAGAUGAAACAGCAGCUGGAUGAUGUCAAGAAGCAGCUGGAAGGCAAAUGCCGCGAGUUCGAGCAGCGCUGUCAGGUGAAGUUUACCAUGUACGGGAUGCCGGUGAUGCACGUGCUGCGCCGUUGCCAGGAGAAGCGCGAGGAACUGAAGCUGGCCGCCUGCUGUAAGCCGUAUCCGUCGAAUCGCAACUGGAUUUCGGCCGCUGCCACCGCUGCUGGUCAGAAGCUGUCGCCGAAGACCGCGGAAGAUCUCGCCCGCAUGCUGGACAUUGUGGUGGUGCGCAAGAGUAACCCCAACGGAGGUCCGGAUUUGAUGGCGAUCGCAUGGGAUCAGGUAGACCCGCAGCUGGCAACCGAAUCGCUGCCGGAAGCUGAGACCCAUUCCGAUUCAGACGAUUCGAACCGCAGUGGCAGCAGCAGCGGCGAAGAUGCGGAUCAAAAGCGAGACGACGAGCUGUUGGAGGAGGCGUUUGCUUCAGCUACUGCGGUCACUACCAAAAGCCGAAUCCAUUCCGUAAACGGACACCCGGCGUCUUAAGGGCAGCAUGUGGUUUUAGAAUUUCGGAAACCUGAAGAUUUAUACAACACAUUUCAUUAAAGAGAAGCCACCGACGACGAUCGGGGGUUCGGUAGGUUUAGAGAUGCGCGCAUCAGCGCAACCUGCGCGGUGGAAACCGAGUGCCUUUUUUCCUCUCUUCUUGCCCACAUUUUUCCUCUGUCAAUUGUGAAAACCUUUGUUCUCUUUCUCUUCAUUCCCAACCACUUUUUAAAUAUGUACUUGUUUUUGGGGGCUAGGGAGGGGGAUUUUUUCAGUAGAAUUAAGUCAUCAACCAGCAGCUUCCGCUGUUUGGCCUGAACUGGACAUUAGUUCCUAAUGUAGCUGUUGUCCGUUUUUGCCGUGAUGCGCGAACUGCAUCGUUCGGCUCUUCGUUUAUCUAAACCGGAAUUAAAAAAAGGAAGAAAGUAAUACCAGCCAACGCACUGGUAGCUGCGAAUUUUAUCGUUAUAGAAUUCCGAACAUAUUUCGUUUAUAAAUCCUCGCGAGUUAUACUAAGGAGAACUAACCCCCAAGCAUAUAUCUAUGUACCACCCCUUACAUACAGAAUCGUUAACAGAUUUACCAAAUAAAAUUGCUUUUU
Anopheles nili is the source of this 2599-nucleotide messenger RNA. RefSeq names its product protein regulator of cytokinesis 1-like. NCBI's taxonomy places the organism in Eukaryota, Metazoa, Arthropoda, Insecta, Diptera, Culicidae. The record is from RefSeq and is a predicted model, not a curated record. The transcript is spliced from 5 exons. Bases 1 to 1998 code for a protein of 665 amino acids.